UUUUUAAGCUGAAAAGUGCGCAAAUCUAUUAUAGUUUUAACUUGUUAGCGGCCAUCUUGGUAGUCGAAGUUGCCAAGACUAUAAUUCAAACAUGGAGUAAUUAUCAAAAAGUACUAAAAACCUUUCAGAACCUUAGUAACCAGAGCAUUUUUUUUCAUUUAAACAAACAUACUGUACAAGAAUACGGGGACGAUAAAUUUCGCCCUUGUUAUAGUUCGCACUAAAUGCAUCCGCUCGAACUGGCAUCCGCUCGAACUGACAUCUGCCUGAAUUGACUGGCAUCCGUCAUGCUUAUUUACCUUCUAUUUACCUUCGUUUCUGAAAAAAACUAUCCUAAAAUAAUAAUAAACUAUCUUCUACUUUCACAUUUGUUGUUUUUAGUCCCCUUUACACAUUUACCAGGCAGUUCAGCACGUCUGCUAGCAUAUUAAUAAUUGUGUCCAGCUUCUUAUGUAUAGCCAUUGUAGUCUUAUCCCUGACUACAUUGUCUUGUCCACUAUUCCCACCCGGUGUAUCGUCUGCAGCUGCAGGAAUGUCAUUGUCCUUUUUUCCCUUUGAUGGGCCCUGUUCGCGCCAGAACCGGAAAAAUAAACAGGGUGCCUAGGAUAUACUUUAUUAUGUCUGGGACUGAGAAUUGGUCAAAUGGUCAUACUUCGAGUAGUGGCCAAUUACCUUUAAGUAAUGACUCAUCGCCUUUGAUAAGUGAUCAGUCUACAUUGGGAAGUGAACACAUUCCUUUGAGAAGUGACGAGACGCCAUGUAGAAAUGAUGAACCUUCUUCAGGGAAUGAUGAACCUUCUAUAAAGAGUGACCAGUCUCAUCUGAAGAGUGAAAGGUCACUGUCAUCAGGGAAUGACCAGUCAACAUUGAAGAAUGACCAAACUUCAUUUGGAAGUGAACAAUUGCCUUUAAUGAAUGACCAGUUGUCUGUGACGAAUGAUCAGUCUUUAUUAUUGGAAAGUGAACCUUUGGAAGGUUCCAUGGAAGUUCAGGAGACUCGUGAUCCCAUCGAAAUUGGAUCAUCUGGUGUUAGUGUGGAAAUGGUUGGAAUUACUAAAUCAGUGAACCCAGUGGUUCAACAGGCAGAAGUGAACAGCAAUUCAAAUCCUUUUGCAGAGUAUGAAUGGAUGGGCCAAGAGGAAGAGUUUGAUAAAGAGGUACUAGCAGAGCUUGAGGAAGAAGAAUUUAUUGAGAUCUGUUUUGAGGAAAUGCUAGCUGAGGAAGAGGCAGACUGUUUCUACCCUCCUAUUGAUCUUCCACUUCCAGAUAUCGAGAAAGUACAGGAGGUAGCUAGUGAACAAGUCAUGGAGCAUGUUGGCCACGAUGAGCCUGAAGUGCCAGAGGAGACCCAUGAGUGUGAAGAAACUAGUGAUUUUAUCCUAGGAUCAUCACCUCAGAGGUAGGUGUGGUCAGCAAAAAUGGUUACCAUGGUGUUAAACAUGAUUGGCAGAUGCCUUGUCCCAGUAGAUGGUUGCUAAAAGGGGCGAUUGUAUCUUCCUUGUUUGUUACAAUAAGUUAUAAUUUCAUUACUAUUUUUAUAUUUGUGCAACAUUCUAUUACCAUGGUAUCAUGAAAUGUACGAAAGAAAGACCAAAAAAAAUUUAAUGUUUUGAAAGAAAAAGCAAAAAAAUGUAUCUGUAUAGAAGGAAAAUAAUGUGAAAAAGUUAUGAAAAAAAAUGUUGGCUUAUUUACUAUUCUCUCUGAAAUAAUCCAAUCAUUUUAGAAAGAUUUUUGCUUUUGGACGCUUGAAAUAUGAUGUAGUGGCAAAAUGAAUCUGCUACAUUUUAUCUAAGUAUUUUUUAUUUAUUUAUAUAUUUGUGUCAAAGAUUUUACACAAGACAAUUGCAAAUUUAUGAAGCAUAUAAAUGAAAAAUUGCUUUGUUUGUGUAAAGUGUUCUUCAUUUGUUAAGAUAUUUUGAAAUGCAAUUGUCAUAAUAAUUUUAUUGCGAUAGUUAUCUUACUGUAAAAAUAUAUUGUAUCAUUUUAAGAAUAACAGUAUUUUUCUUUAUUCUUUAUUGCUUUAUAUUAUUUCGGAAGUUCAGAGGUUAAUUUUGCACAUCCAUUUUAGGUAAACGUACCCAAUUUAUUCAUAACAACAAUAUAUUGUUUAUUAGGUAAGCUGUUUUAAUUCAAUAUUCUAUUUAGGCUGAACUAAGUUCAACAAAAGUUUACCUGUUGUGACAUAAAUUUAGUUUUGUAAACAUAACUUGUUCCAAGAUUUAUUUAUGAUAAUAUAAUAUUUUAUUCUUUAUUAUAUUUAUUUCAAAAAUUUAAUCUAAUGUGACAUAAGUAUGGUUUGGUAAACAAUAUGUAUCAAUCCUUUCAAUCAAUCAAUCAAAAAAAUUGGACUCUUUUUAUUUAAUAUUUUAAAUAUUUUUAUAUUUAUUCAAAGUUAUUCAUUUGUAAUAUUCACAUACAGGUAUUUCAUUCUGGUGUUUUUAGGGGCCUUUUUAUGUGUUUUAAUUAAAGGUAAAGUAUUGUUGGAAACCAAAUUCUCUAAAUUUUAUAAUUAGUGAGUUUUGUGGAAAUACAGCUGUUGAUUUAUAAUCAGUAUAUUGUAUAUUGGAUUAUUAUUAUGUUGUUAUUAUUAAUUUUUCAUGACAUGAUUAUUCUUAUAAUUUUUGUUAUUGGUGACAUUAUUAUUAUUAUUAUUGUUUAUUAUUUUUAUUACCUUCAUCAUUAUCAUCAUUAUUCUGUUUAUCAGUACCAUCAUUAUUAUUAUCAUCAUCUUUGCUAUUGUUGUUACAAUUAUAGUAUUUUUUAUCUUUCUUAUUAUUGCGCAUGACACAAAAAAUUGAUUUCUGUUUACACUUUUUGAUUUUAAGUAAUAUUAAUAUUAUUCAUUUUUCUCAAAAAUGUUUAAGAAGAAAGUAUUUAUAGUCAAGUUGCUUUUAUGUCAUACAGAAGAAAUCAUAAGUAAACAAGAAAUGGUAGAAAUUGUUGAAAACAUCAUUAUGUUUUACUUUUGGUUUGUUGUUGAGGCAAAAUGUAUAAGAAUGAGAAAAUGCAUAUAAGCUUGCCUUUGUUUUUAGAAGUACAGUAAACCUUCCAACUCAUAGUUUCGUUGACAUUUUGUUAAAAUAUUUCGAGUAGAGUAGAAUAUCCUUAACACAUACCUUAUUAUAGAGGCCCUUAUAAACAAAUGCCCUCUAGUGUGGAUGUCAUUUUCUGAGGCACAGUUCUUCUUCACAUUCUUUUUGAUGAUUUAAUGAAUAUUCAUGAAGCUUUGAGACUAUACACCAUACAAUACCUUUUCUAGUUGUCCAUUCCAUAUUGUAAGAUUGUUGUAUAAUAAAAUGAAGCCUUGUAAGUCUUUUCAAUACAUACUACAUGACAACAUUCUCCCAAUUGCUCUGUUGCAAUGAUGUAUAAUAUAUUAUUUGUAUAAUACAGUACUGUACUCUGCAAUAUUAAUUAUAAUGUAUAGUGUUAUAAUACAACUUGUAUUUGUAUAAUGCUACUAAUACAAAGUUAUAAUGUGGUGUAGUAUACCCUAUAAAGUAUUAUAUAAUUAUAUUAUAAUUAUUGUGUUUAUUAUACAGUAUUAUACAUUUUUAUACUAUGGUAGCAUAUUGUACUUUAUACUUUUACAUACAUAUACAAUAUACAGUACUCUAUACUUUUACUAUUACUGUGUAUUAUAUUAUAUACUAUAUACAGUAAAGUUAUAAUAAUGUAUUAUACUUUUAUAAUUCAGUAUAUUAUACUGUAUAGUGUUAUAAUAGUGGUUAUGAAUACUGUUUAUAAUAAUGUACUGUAUAAUAUUGUAAUAUCUAUAAUAUAACACCCAUUUGUAAUGUUAUAAUGUAAAUCAUUAUAUUAUAUAAUCUUAUAGUAUAAUAUUGAACUGAUAUGUUGUAAUAAUACAUUGUUUUCACCAGAGACAAUUUUUAUAAUGUUAUAAUAACUCAAAAACAUUUUCGAUUGAUUGUAUGUGAAAAACACCAGCUUAAUAUAGUUCAAAUUCAUAUUUUUGUUCUUUGCAUAUUCAGUUACUGUAUUGAAUAUAUAAAUGACAUUUAUAUAGUAUUAUUUUGCAAAGUUUAAUAGUGAUAAAUUACAGAUUUUGAUGCAAUAGCAUUUUCAUUACAGAAAUGUCCACUGAAUAAUCUCGAAUAAGAAAGUAUAAUACAUAUUCCCAGUAUUGAAAUGCAUGCCAUCGUGUUGGGGUUCAAUAUUUUGACAUUAAUUGUGUCAUCAUCAGGAAUGGAAUCAUCAUUCCUGAUGAUAACAUAAUUAAUGUCGAAAUAUUGAAUCCCUACACGAUUGCGUGCGUUUCAAUACUUGGAGUAUGUAUUAUACAUUCUUAUUUUCAUUACAUGUAUUGAAAAGCAGUCUUUAUUGUCCAUCAAUAAAUAGUAUUUAAAGGUACAGAAUUAUGAUUAACAUGUUAAUAUUGGAGCCUGAACAACCAUUUAUACUGGAACAACAGUAUGUAACAAACAUCUUAUUGGUCACAUAUUAACUGAGUAUGAGCAGUGACCUUGAUUUGGCACUAUUCAUCAUCUGUAUCCAUAGUGAUAGUUUUAUGAAAUAUAAUCCACAAAGUAUUUAGAUUACUGGUACUUUGUGGUCAAGUGUUAUGAGACUGACUUGGUUGUUAAUUGUCUGCUGUAUUUCAUCACCAUUGUUUUCUUAUUCCGCAAUAAAUGUAAAUCCACCAAUA
Molecule: messenger RNA, 4666 nt
Organism: Anneissia japonica
Lineage: Eukaryota; Metazoa; Echinodermata; Crinoidea; Comatulida; Comatulidae
Exons: 5
Coding region: 558-1403 (281 amino acids)
Biological process (GO): negative regulation of translational initiation
Cellular component (GO): cytoplasm
Molecular function (GO): mRNA regulatory element binding translation repressor activity
Source: RefSeq, a predicted model, not a curated record